CAAUUUCAUCACAAGCAAACUUUUUGUAUAUCCAUAGAAGGGCAACUUAGCAAAACAAAAGCUAUGGUCUUCAAUAUAACCUCCAUUAAAGCAGCUUCUAAUGGUGCAUGGCAAGGAGAUAACCCACUGAAUUAUGCUUUUCCUCUCUUGAUCAUCCAGACAACUUUAGUUUUACUUGUCAGUCGUUCUCUUGCUUUCCUUCUUAAACCUCUCCGACAACCGAAAGUCAUCGCUGAGAUAGUCGGUGGAAUUCUAUUGGGACCGUCGGCAUUAGGAAGGAACAAAGAAUACCUAGACCGAAUAUUUCCGCAUUGGAGUGCGCCCAUACUCGAAACAGUAGCAAGUAUAGGACUACUAUUCUUUCUAUUUCUCGUCGGUUUGGAACUCGAUCUGAAUUCCAUACGGCGAAGUGGUAAAAGCGCUUUCAGCAUUGCAGCUGCUGGAAUCUCACUACCAUUCGUAUGUGGAAUCGGAGUAGCAGUUGUUCUUCGAAAAACUAUCGAUGGAGCUGAAGAUGUUGGUUUUCCGCAGUUUGUAGUUUUUAUGGGAGUAGCUUUAUCAAUUACAGCUUUUCCUGUGCUGGCUCGAAUAUUAGCCGAAUUAAAAUUAUUAACAACUCGAGUUGGUGAAACAGCUAUGGCUGCAGCAGCUUUCAACGAUGUUGUGGCAUGGGUGUUGCUAGCCUUAGCUGUAGCUCUAGCUGGUAACGGAGCCGCAGGUGGACCUAAAAAAAGUCCACUUGUUUCUGUAUGGGUAUUACUAUCCGGUGCUGCUUUUGUUGUUUUCAUGAUGGUCGUCAUUAGACCAGCUAUGGCUUGGGUUGCUAGAAGAUGUUCACCGGAACAUGAAGGCGUGGAUGAAGCUUAUAUCUGCUUGACUCUAGCCGGGGUUCUGGUAUCGGGAUUUAUGACGGACUUAAUCGGAAUACAUGCAAUUUUCGGUGCAUUUGUGUUCGGACUAGCAAUACCAAAAGAAGGAGUAUUUGCAGGAAGAUUGAUUGAAAGGAUAGAAGAUUUCGUUUCGGGUUUACUUUUACCACUGUAUUUCGCGUCAAGUGGGUUAAAAACUGAUGUUACUAAAAUCCGUGGCGCUGCUUCAUGGGGAUUAUUGGCACUUGUUAUUGCUGUUGCUUGUGCAGGGAAAAUAUUGGGUACAUUUACUGUAGCUCUGAUGAAUAAGAUACCUGUUAGAGAAGCUUUAACACUUGGUUUGCUUAUGAAUACAAAAGGUUUGGUGGAGUUAAUUGUCCUCAACAUCGGCAAAGAAAAAAAGGUCCUGAACGAUGAGAUAUUUGCGAUCUUAGUCCUAAUGGCCCUAUUCACCACAUUCAUGACAACGCCCACAGUUAUGGCUGUUUACAAACCUGCGCGUGGAAUAUCUCCAUAUACUCGAAGAAAACUUCAGUCCGAGUCGUCACCGACCUCUGCUUCUAAAGACAAAGUACUUCGUUUACUUGCUUGUGUUCAUGGACCCGGGAACGUCCCUUCACUCAUUAAUCUCAUUGAAUCAACUCGUGCAACCAAGAAAUCCCCACUUAAACUCUACGUCAUGCACCUAGUCGAACUCACUGAGCGAUCAUCCGCAAUCAUAAUGGUUCAACGCGCUCGUAAAAACGGAUUUCCUCUCAUUAACAGCAAGAAACAUAGAAAAGGCGAGUCACAGGACAGAGUUACUAUCGCUUUCGAAGCAUACGGUCAACUUGGGCGAGUCGAUGUUCGGCCCAUGACUGCCAUAUCAGCUUUGCCAACCAUGCACGAGGAUAUUUGCCACGUGGCAGAAGAGAAGAGGGUGACGAUGUUGAUCUUACCUUUCCACAAACAAGGUCACCGACGGGAAGAUGGUGACGUGGAGAUGGAAAAUGUGGGACCAGGUUGGAGAACUGUUAAUCAAAAGGUUCUAAAAGAUGCACCUUGUUCAGUUGCGGUGUUUGUGGACCGUGGAUUAGGCAAUGGGGGCCAACAAACACCAGGACCUAAUUCUUCGUCUGUUAAUGUUGCUCAAGGCGUUUGUGUAGUGUUUUUUGGCGGACCAGAUGAUCGUGAAGCCUUAGAAUUUGGAGGACGAAUGGCUGAACACCCUGGUGUAGCUGUAACGGUUGUACGAUUUGUCGAAAAAGACGGAAAUGAAAACAACGGCGUUAUUCUAAUGCCAACACCCGAUAAAUGUACAGAUACAAAUUACAGUUUCUCAACAGCUGUUAUGGAUCGAGAAAGAGAACUGGAGCUGGACGAGGUUGCCGUGGAAGAAUUUCGAAAAAGAUGGAAUGGAUUAUCAACAUACGUAGAGAAAAAAGCAAGUAAUGUAGUAGAAAGUGUACUAUCGAUUGGAAAAAGCGGUGAAUAUGAAUUAAUAGUAGUGGGAAAAGGUCGAUUUCCAUCGACGAUGGUAGCAAGUUUAGCAGAACAUACCGCUGAACAUGCAGAAUUGGGACCAAUCGGAGAUAUUUUAGCUUCAUCAGGAGGUGUGAACUCAUCAGUUUUAGUAAUACAGCAACAUGACGUCGUUCAUACUAAUGAAGCUCCUGUCUCGAAGGUUUUUGUUAGUGAUCAGCAAGAAGGCUCGACUAGCACUAGUUAUACUGCAUCUCCGUUGAAAGAAAACCAUGUCCCUUCUAGUUUGGUGUGAUUAUGGUAGCAAAUUAAAUAAAAUGUGUAAAUGUAAAUAAUGGGGUUAACCAAAGAACCGUGCUGUAGUAUUAAUUCAAGGUUCAAUUGGUUGGUAAGGAACUGAAAUCAGAAGUUACUCUGCUUGUAAAAUUUUAUAAAGGAUGAAAAUAGUGUUUCUUUCGUCUU
Papaver somniferum (opium poppy) is the source of this 2792-nucleotide messenger RNA. RefSeq names its product cation/H(+) antiporter 20-like. Gene Ontology annotation, biological process: regulation of pH; proton transmembrane transport. The record is from RefSeq and is a predicted model, not a curated record. NCBI's taxonomy places the organism in Eukaryota, Viridiplantae, Streptophyta, Magnoliopsida, Ranunculales, Papaveraceae. The coding region runs from base 64 to 2625 and encodes 853 amino acids. Gene Ontology annotation, molecular function: antiporter activity. The transcript is spliced from 4 exons. Gene Ontology annotation, cellular component: membrane; endomembrane system.